This is a messenger RNA of Scatophagus argus, 2679 nucleotides long. RefSeq names its product zinc finger protein 648 (gene znf648). Gene Ontology annotation, biological process: regulation of DNA-templated transcription. The record is from RefSeq and is a predicted model, not a curated record. Gene Ontology annotation, molecular function: DNA-binding transcription factor activity, RNA polymerase II-specific; RNA polymerase II cis-regulatory region sequence-specific DNA binding. The transcript has 2 exons. Bases 269 to 1786 code for a protein of 505 amino acids. Lineage: Eukaryota; Metazoa; Chordata; Actinopteri; Scatophagidae.
AACGGGUGGUGGGUGAGCUCAGUCAGUGAAAAGUAAGCUGAGCCAGGCCGUGGAGAUAUCACUGCUGUGCUGACUAGCAGGAUAGAUGCUGACCCAGAGUGGGCUGCUGCCAAAUCUCCCCGUUAACACCACUGGACAUCUCCCAUAAAGUUAUACUAGACCCGAAGCUACCACAUCUCUGGCAUCUCCUGCAAUCGACCUGCACGGAAAGAGAGCGCAGGGUCUUUUUAAGAAGGGCAACAAAAAUUCCCUGAACAGUUUAAAUCUCAUGCAGAUGAUUUUAUGCCUCACUGCACAAGUGACCAUGGCUGAUGAAAUCUCCCCAGGGAUGCUAUUGCAAGUUGUUGGAAAGAAAAGUAAAAAGAAACAUCAAGAAAGGCAUUGUGUCACUGCUUCUUCCCCAGAUGGACAGAUCUUAAUCAACACUCACAGCACCAAGGCUGACUCUUCACUUGGCAGUGUCUGUGUAGGUGUGAACCUACUUUCAGAAAGUAGUGAGACUGAAAUCCUUUAUCUGAACCCCCAAGCACCAAACUGGUCCCUGGUGGAGGGGUUUGCUGAGCUUUCACCCAGAGACGAUACCGGACUUAAUGAUGACCGAGACUGCAGUAAUCGAGGAUUGGUACAGUGCACUAAAUAUAUUGUGAGCAAUAAAAUAAACGGAUCUAAUGAAGUCCUCUUGGAUGCUGCGCAAAAGACAGAAAGGAACUCUAAAAAACUCAAGAGCCAUAAGAUACAAAGUGAUGCCUCAGUCAAACAGAGGGCAUGUAAGCUCAAAGAGAUCAAUCUUGAGGAAUAUUCUCCAGGUGGAGGUGGGACUAAUACCAAAAAGAAGAGCCGUCCGGUUAAGAAAUCCCUUAAAAAGCGUGAAGACAACAAGAUGUCUCGACUUUUGGUAGCAAUGAAAAAACGUAACGAAGUUGACACAGAGCACCGUCCCUUCAAGUGCACACACUGCGACUGGGCUUUCAAGAAGUUCUGCAACCUACAGAGUCACUUACAAACACACACAGGUCUCAAGCCACAUGUGUGUGAUAUAUGUGGCAAGGCUUACUCUCACCAGGGCACGCUGCAGCAGCACAAGCGUCUACACACAGGUGAAAGGCCAUAUCACUGCCCCUUCUGUGUCAAGACCUAUAUCUGGUCCUCAGAUUACCGCAAGCAUAUCCGCACACACACUGGUGAAAAGCCCUACGUCUGUGACACUUGUGGCAAAGAUUUCAUCCGCUCCUCUGACCUGCGAAAGCAUGAGCGGAACAUGCACACCAAUAACAAGCCCUUCCCAUGCACGCACUGUGGCAAAACCUUUAAUAAACCCCUCUCACUGAAGCGUCAUGAGCGUAAGCACUUGGGUGAGAAACCUUUCUCCUGUCCCGACUGUGGGAAGGCUUUUGCUCUUGCCAGUCGUAUGGCAGAGCACCAAAAGAUCCACACAGGAGUGCGUCCCUACAUCUGCUCAGUGUGUUCCAAGUGUUUCACAAAGUCCUCCAACUUGACCGAACACGAGGCCAUUCACAGCGGAGUGCGGCCCCAUAAGUGCACAGAGUGUGGCGUGGCAUUUGCCAUGGCUUCCCGCCUCAUUCGACACCAGUAUGUCCACAGUAAAGAGAAACCUCACAGCUGCACAGGCUGCAGCAAGAACUUUAGCCACCUAGCCACGCUGAAUCUUCACCAGGAGCAAACCUGUGCUGGGAGGAUCUUUGUCUGUAUGGAGUGUAACAAAUCAUUCCAGUGUGCUGCAAAGCUUUCAAAGCAUAUGCUGAGCCACAGGGACAAGAGUGUCUGAAUCAGUUUAAAGACAGGUACUGUAAACAUCCAUCACUGUCUUGGUAUUAUUCACCCAAUUUGCAACUUUAUAUCUGAAUGCAAAUAUAAGGUUCCAGACACAUCAGAUCCAUUCAAUUCACAAUGUUAAGGUAUGUUUUUGCAAUUGCAGGUAGUGAUUUAGGUAGGUGGUAAUGACUUAAGGAAUUUCCUAUUUACUAUUACUAAGAAUAGCUUAGUACUCCUUUAAAGAAGAGGGUAGUGUGUGGUUGAGCAAGAGAGAGCAAGCUGAAAGAGAUUGGCAAUGAACGUUAGCAGAGCAGGAUGAAAAGAGUAAGCAGCAAGUUGACAGUUUAGCAGUAAGUGUAUAGUGCAGGUUAGAGUUUGUCAGUAAAUAAAGGCUGCAAAUUCUAAGUGAAGUUCCCAUGUGUUGUUUCUCAGCUGCUGGAAAGGUGAACAGCGUUAGUCCCAAAACAAGAUGAUUUUUAACAAAUUUUGCCUUUUGGACUUUACAACACUCUUUUUUGGAAAGUGGAAAGUGAAAUUAUAUUCUACAUAUAAUAGUCACAUUAGUGCAGCCUAAUCUGCAACUGUACAGAAACUGUGGGUAUAAACCAAAUUACAAAACAUUUCCAGAAGGUUCAUCACUUCACUACACAGAAGAUUUCAACACUCAGUUUCAGGUAGUAGUUGCCCAGAGGCUGUGACUGUCUGCAUAGGUGAGUUACUACAACAGCACAGCAUCACAUCUUUAAAUGUGUUAUUUUUUCAUCAUUUCAGAAUGCAUGUCAUGUCAGUUGUAAUAAUAAUAAUAAUAAACAUAUACACACAACAAGCAUGUUGGAUUUGUAACAGGGCUUUUCAUACUUGAACAUGUAGGAGAUCAUGCUGUGGCCAAGCAAUGUGUUUCCCCUU